Cercopithifilaria johnstoni is the source of this 735-nucleotide messenger RNA. The record is from the annotation of a GenBank genome assembly. NCBI's taxonomy places the organism in Eukaryota, Metazoa, Nematoda, Chromadorea, Rhabditida, Onchocercidae.
AUGGGGGAUUCAUCCGAUUUUGAACGAUUUUACAGCGAUUUAAAAGAGACCGAGAAGAGAGAUUCAGUUUUAACGUCAAAGCAACAGAUUGAUCGUUUGUUGCGUCCUGGCUCUACCUAUCUAAAUUUAAAUCCAUUUGAGGUUUUGCAAAUUGAUCCAGAUACAGAUGUUGAUGGGGCUAAAAAGAAAUAUAAAAAGCUUUCUUUGCUUAUUCACCCGGACAAAAAUACUGAUGACCGUGAAAGAGCUGAACGUGCAUUUGAUGUGGUAAAAAAGGCAAUGAAAAUGGUCGAAGAUCCAGAUGAGUUGGCAAAAUGCCGGGAGACUUAUACAGAGGCAAGAGCGCGUCUAGCAAUCAUUAUGAGCGAAAAAAGACGUAAACAAAAGAAGAAUGGCCAAGGAGAUAAAAUACCCGAAGAUGAACCAGCGGCAUAUAAUAAGGCACUUUGGGUGGUAGUCACGAAGGUAUUUGCUGAUCGUGAAAAAAAACGGAAGAUGUUGGAAGAUAGAGCAAAUGAAGAGAAGCGAAGGAUAGCAGAGGAAAUGCUUGCAGCUGCAGAAAAAAGAAAAAGAGAGGAAGAAUUCGCUAAAAAUUAUGAAGAGUCACGUGAUGAACGCCGAGGUACUUGGAGGCAAUUCAUGGCAAAGAAAGCAAAAAAAGAAUACGAAGGGAAAUCACUCAAAGGAACAGCAUUUAAGCCACCAAAAAUAAAGCUCGAAACGAGUGGAAAGUAA